CAGCGCUAUAUAUAUCUGCUGGCCGUCAUGGACCCGAUGGACCUCCUGACUGGAAGCUUCCACGACACGAGCGCCUUUGACUCUCACGUCGACGUCAGUGUGCGCCGGGGACCACACAAGACGCUUGCGGACAUCGAGGCGGAGGCCGCAGCGCAGCAGGAAGAGAAGCGCGAGGACAACUCGAGCACUUCCAGCGGCAGCAGCUCGGAGGACGAGCCCGAUCAAGACAUGGACUACCCAACCACACAAGUGCUGGCGCAGGAGGAACGCAUGGGCGAGGAGGUGGCGGAAGCUGAGAAGCAGCCUCCAAUGAGCCCUGCGACCACCCGGUCGCCCGUCAAGGUGAGCGAGUCGCCCGCCAAGGUCCGAUCGUCUCCUGCUAAAGUCCGUUCAUCUCCUGGUAAGGUGCGUUCGUCGCCUGUGAAGGCUCGCUCAUCUCCGGCCAAAGUGCAGUCGUCCCCUGUAAAGGCCCGCUCGUCACCAGCCAAAAUGCGAUCUCCCUUUAAAGCUCGCUCUCCUGCGAAGCUGCGAUCGUCGCCAUUGAAGGCUUCGAAACCUCCUGUUGUUCCCGCCCCCAUUGUAGAGAGACUAACGGAAGCGGAGGAGGCGGCUGAAGACGAGACGCCUGAAGAGUUCCGAGCUGAAGGUGCGGAAGGCAAGUUCACCAAGGUGUUUCCCGCCGUCUCCAAGCUGGUGGAGACCGGUGGGUGGCAGAUUGCCCAAGGUAUGAACACGCUGUUCUGCGCCAUGCCGGGUGUGCAAUUCUUCAACUUUAAGCCCAACAUUAACGUGUUCGACUCGAAGAUCAAGGCUUGCUGGAAGUUCAUUCAGCUCGCGGGCGAGAAAACCGUGGAUAACGAGGAUAAAGAGCUCUGGGAAAUGCUCUGGCCUAUAGUGCAGAAGGAGUUUGGAUGGUUCACUAUGACGUGUGGCGUCGAGACGUGGUACGUCAAGCCCAACACCAAAUUUGAGAACUUCCUACCGAACGAGACAGUUUUCCAGAAUAAAAAGCGUGCUGUGCUGAAAUGUCUGGCCGUUGAAGUGGGUGAAAUUGAACUGGGUGACUCUGCUGAGGGUCACCAGGUCAUUUCCUUCGCACCACGUGUACAGCCGGCACCUGCGUCUGCUCCGAAGAAAGCCAAGACCUCUUUGUUCAAGACCCCGUCGCCAGCCGUGAAGAGUGCUAAACGGGCUACCCCGUCGUCAUCGUCGAGUGCCAAGUUCGUCACUCCUAAGCACGUAUCGCCUGGCCCAGGCUCUUCCAGUGCCAAGCGCAAACUUUCGUCGUCCACAUCUAAGACGUCGAAGAGCUCGUCGUCCAAUAAGAAGGCGAAGACAGCUAAACCCAGCGCGAAGAAAUCCGCAACAAAGAAGAAGAAGAAAGCAGUCGUGGAGGAAGUCAGCAAGGGAGAUGAUUUCAACUUCGUCGCUCCCGAAUUCAGAUGCUCGUUUGGAAUUGUGUACGCAAAACUGCAGGAUGAGGGAUGGUACCACAAGAACGGAGUCUUCGAGUAUGAUUACUUCUCCCCCACGUACACAGAGGCGACCAAGGAGCUUAAUGUCAAUUACUUCCAGUCGCAGGCUGACUUUGAGGAUUUCUUGAAGGUGAGUGGCACGUGGAAGCGCAUCGAGGAUGAACUUCGACAAGAGCACGACCUGGUGGUGGAUGAAGAGCGCGAAAAGGCUCUGGAGAGACACCACCAGCGAUUGGAGCAGCAAGCGGCACGGAAGCGCAACCUUGCACUUUAUGGGCCUCCGACUAAGGUGUUGACGCCUCACGCACCUGCUCCGAAGUCUAAAAAGUCCAAGAAGGCUCCUAAGAAGACUUCCAGUAACCCUCCUCCUUCCUCGCAAAGUCUCUAUCAGGCUGAAGUUGAAGCUGCUGAGGCGGCAGAGGCUGCUGAACUCGAGAAGAGGUUUUCCAGACUGCCCAAGAUGAAAUUUGGUACAGUUUUGAAGAAGCUCAUUGGACGAGGCUGGUAUUACCGACCUGGGCGAUUUGAGUACGACUACUUCAAGCCCAGCGCCAACCCGAAGACAGCCGUGUCUGGUGAAGAUCGUUUCGAGAGUGCCUCUGCUCUGGAGAUCUACUUGAAGACAACUGGACUGUGGGAACAGAUCGCAGAGGAGGUGGCACACGAGGAGCUCGCCAAACACGACGCUCUGGAUCGGGCAGUCAAGCGUAGCAAGCUUGGGUCGCCUCCCCCGGCAUCUCAGUCGCCGAAGCGAUCGCUCAAUGGCGGUGUCCACAAGGAGGACGUGAAGGCGAUCACCAACGAUAUAUGGGCCAACUCGCAUGAGUUCGACUUUAACGAGUAG
Molecule: messenger RNA, 2319 nt
Organism: Phytophthora infestans T30-4
Lineage: Eukaryota; Oomycota; Peronosporomycetes; Peronosporales; Peronosporaceae
Exons: 1
Coding region: 28-2319 (763 amino acids)
Source: RefSeq, a predicted model, not a curated record